AUGUCCUCAGUGGAAACGGUGCAGAUCCUCCUGGGAUCCAGAUGUUACCUAGUUCCCCGCGACCAGCUGGUGGCUCAAAGUGGCUUUUUUCAAGCUCUUUUCCGCUCAGGGAUGAGGGAGAGUACCGGUGAGGUGGUGACUUUGCAUGGGCUUACCCAUGAAGGGCUCGAAGGUGUUCUGCGUCACAUCACAGGAGGACCAGUGCAGGCGUGCAGCCCUGCAGAAGAAGUGAAGUGUGGACUCAAGGCACUAACCAGCGAACAUUCUUCAGGGCAAGAUGAGCCAAGUUUUGUCCAGGAGGACUUUUCCCAGGGCCCGCUGCAGGCAUUGGUGGAAGCCGCCUGUUACUUGCAAGUUCAGGGCCUGUUGUCUCUUUUGCAGUCCUCGUUGUCAGUGGACACCUGCCUGGACCUACUGGACGUGUCACACAGCUCCAUGGCCAGUGGGAUCUGGCCACAGCCUGCUUCAGCUACAUGGCUGCUCACUACCACUGUAUGCUGCAGAGAGCGGACUUUCAGGAGAGCCCUGAAUCUCUCAAAGAGCAAGUCAUCCAGGAGCGUCUGCGAGGUGUGCCAUCACUGCUGCUUUUGUCACAGCAGGGAGCUGAUUCUUGGGUGCUCCUGCGAUACCUGGAGGUCGGAGGAGGGUGGCAGGUCAUGCCCAGUGACGUUCCACAGAGCAUGCUGCGGGUGCAGAGCUAUGGAGCAGCCUCACUCAACAACUAUCUCUUUGUGGCCGGAGGGACCCGUGAGAAUGGACAGGAGGUGAGCGCUGUCCACUCCUAUAACCCGAGCACUGGAUUCUGGAGUGAAGAACCUGCCAUGAACCAGAAAAGGUAUAAUUUCCGGCUCCUCGCAGUGGGCGGGUCCCUCUAUGCUGUCGGUGGCCAGUCUUUACAGACCAUGGAGUCCUUCAACCCAGCACAGAACACGUGGAACUUAGCAGCCCCCCUUCCAGACCCCCUGGUGGAGUUCUCAGCCUGUGAAAGUCUGGGGAAGAUCUAUGUAGUUGGUGGUUACACCCCACGAGGACGAAACCUGAAGGUGUUGCGGUACUGCCCCUUGGCUGACCAAUGGUCGGAGUUUGACAUCUGGCGACAUCACGUCCGGAAGCAGCAGAUGGUGUCCAUCGAGGAGACUUUGUACUUGGUAGGCGGAUUCAUACGGGAUGGUCAGUCCGGACAGAGCGAGGACUCCCUGAACGUACAUUCGUAUGACACUCGGACCAAGGAGUUCACCUGCCUCAAAGUGAACACCUCCAAAUCGGGGCUGAGCAUAUGCUGCACCCUGCACAAUGACGGCAUCUACAUCCUGAGCCGCGACGUCAACCCCGGCACGCUGGGCAAGCAUCGUGUGUUCCUCAAGUACUGCGUGUUCACGGAGGUCUGUGAGUACGUUCGCGGAGCCCCAUCUGAGGGCCACAACAUGCACUUGUUUUCUGUUUACCUUUCCUAG
Molecule: messenger RNA, 1454 nt
Organism: Staurois parvus
Lineage: Eukaryota; Metazoa; Chordata; Amphibia; Anura; Ranidae
Source: the annotation of a GenBank genome assembly